Molecule: messenger RNA, 697 nt
Organism: Cuscuta campestris
Lineage: Eukaryota; Viridiplantae; Streptophyta; Magnoliopsida; Solanales; Convolvulaceae
Source: the annotation of a GenBank genome assembly
AAUUACACCUUAAUUUCUUCUUUAGUUAUGUGUCUUAUUUCUCUCAUCUGAAUCCACUAUCAACCCCAAAUAUGGGAAUUGAAACCUUGAACGGUGCGAAUUUUUCUUCAUGGAAAGAUUCACUGAUGCUAACUCUUGGCAUGUUGGAUUUUGAUUAUGCACUGAGAGAGCCUGCCCCUCCUGCUCUCACUGAUAAAAGUACUGCUGAAGAUAAAAUAGUACAUGAGAGAUGGGAGAGGUGCAACAGAAUGGCUCUUAUGGUCAUUAAAAAUUCCAUCAGCAUAAUCAUCAGGGGAGCUAUUCCAGAUUCAUCUAAUGCUAAAACAUAUCUGGCUUCCGUGGAGGAACAAUUCAAAGCAACUUCUAAGGCACAUGCUAGUACUCUUAUUUUGAAGAUGGUGACUACAAAAUAUGAUGGGAAUAGCGGCAUUCGUGAGCACAUCAUGAUGAUGAACGACAUGGAGAUCAGUGAAGCAAAAGACCACGUGAAGUAUUACUGAAGAGAAGGACGUAGAAAACUUCGAAAGUUCCAGUUGAUGUUGUGGGUCUUCCAGUUCACCAGCUACUUACUCAACUAACGAUACACGCAUGUUCUUCUUCUCGCAGACUUCGACCUGUUUGGACUACACCGAAUGGAGUACUGGCGAUUAGGUUAGAAGAGGAAGGGCAAUGUCGAUAAGAAAGAUGUUUCUAAAGU